AUGGACGCUAACGAGGCGAAUCAUAACGCGGAUGGAGGAGCAAUGACACGUGUCACUGAUCAAGGCACUGAUGUUAAUGUUGACUCCCAGGGAGCUAUUCCAGUGCAAGGCACGGAGAAGAUGGAAGACGGAGACGGCACGGGAGAUCUAGCGGGGGCAGAGGCUAAGGAAGCGGAUUGUCCAGCGAAGCAGCCGAAAGGAAAAGGAAGACCACGGAAGGUGGCGAAGCCUGCUCCUGCUCGGUCCCGAACGGCUCCUGCGCCUGAAGAGGAGGAGGUCGUGGUAGCACCUGAAGCUGCUGGCGAAGCUGCUUGUACCGAGGAUGCAGCAGGCGGAGAUAAGACGAAGGAAAUGGAGGAAGUGGAGGAGGUGGAGGAAGUACAGGAGGUGGAGGAGGUUGUGGGAGACGAGAAGCAGAAAGAGGACGCAGCAGAAACUGCUAUUGCCACUGACGUGGAAAGCUCGGCUGCAGCAGCAGACAAGCGCGGAGGUGCGAGAGGACGCCGAGGCAAGAAGGCAGCAGUUUCCGAAACUGUUGACGAAGCUAGAGAAAUUGUGCCAGUUGUGGAGAGGCGAGCCACUCGAGCCUCGGCCAGAGCUGCUGCUGCUGCUGCUGGCGGUGCUGGUGCUGCUGGUGCGCCUGCUGCUGCGCAGCUGCCACCUCUACCUCGCCGGGGACGGCCAAGGAAGGCUCAGAAGCAAUCGGACGAACCAGCGAAAGCUCCAGCAGAGAAGAGGGCGACGAGAGGCAGAAAGAGAGCAACCGGGAAUGAAGCAGGCAGCAGCAGCUGCAACAGUGGCUUGGACGCAGUUGCUUUGGCUGCAGACGCACCUGUUCACGUGAGUCUUUCUCCCGAGAAGGAAGUCAAGACGGUUGUUGUGACUGUUAGCACUGGUGAUGCUUUUGGAACGUCCUCCCCUGUACGUGUGGGUGGAGCAUCGGCUGCUGCUGCGGCUGAGGGUGGUGGUAAUGAUACGACUGUUGGUGCAUCCGCUGACUUGGCUCCAUUGGAAUCCGCUGGCCAAAUGGCCGCUGACGCGGAGGGCGAGAAGGACGAGGAGGAAGUCAAGGAGGGGGAGGAAGUAAAGGAAGGCGAGGAAGGGAAGGAGGAGGAAGGGGAGGAAGCGAAGGAAGUGAAGGAAGGGGAGGAAGGGAAGGAGGAGGAAUUGGAGGAAGCGAAGGAAGUGAAGGAAGGGGAGGAAGGGACUGAAGCGGACGACAGUAUGGAGGUGUGUGAGGAGGUGAAAAUGGUGGCAGAGGAGACUCUAGUGGAGCCUGCAGCAUUUGGAGCCAUUCAGCAUGCAGAGCCUGAGGACCUAAACGAAGCAGCUAUUGGUGAAGAUGAAUCCGCGACCGUGCUGCCAGUAUCGGAUGUUGGUGUGGAGGUGGCAGCAGCAGCCAGUCCAGGAGAGGAGCUCGGUGGCCUUGGUAAGGCAAUGCGUGAAGAGGAAGUUGAGACUGCGCUGGGGGUUGAGUCUGGCAGUCCAGCUCUUGCUGACGAGAAGCAGGCAGUCGAGGGGGUUACAGAGGCGGCUGCGGUUGUUGAGGAGGGAGAAGUGGAGACUGCAGAGGAGAUGCAGGAGAAGGAUGAUGCAAGGGUCGCAGCUUCUGACCCUGUGCAACCACCUGAAGGGACGGUAGACACGGAAGACAUGGAAGCCGCGGAAUGCCAAGCGGGUGCUGCUGAGUGUGAGGAGAGGACUGCGCGUGAUGCUGAGCUGGGAGUGCUGCCGACGGGAGAGUCUGGCGCAGUAGUAACUAAGCCACGGAGGGCCGCGAGUGGCUGCUGUGUUGGCGGUUAUGCGGAAGCAGAUGAGAGGCUCAGAGUUCCAAGGGAGGAUGUAGCGCCAGAAGUGAUUGUUGCCGGGCCAACAGAAUCCGUGGCAGGAGAGGAAGAAGAGGAGAAGGCGGAGGAACAGGAAGACGGGAAGGAGGAUGAGGAAGGGAAAGAGGAGAAGGGAGAAGAGAAGGAGGAGGAGAAAGUAGAGAAAGGGGAAGAGGAAGUAGAGGAGGGGGAGGAAGUAGAGGAGGGGGAGGAAGAAGAGGAGGGGGAAGAAGUAGAGGGGGAAGAAGUAGAGGAGGGGGGAGAAUUGGAGGAGGGGGAGGAAGUAGAGGAAGGGGAGGAAGUAGAGGAGGGGGAGGAAUUAGAGGAGACGAUGGACGGAAGGGGAGACAACGAUGCGUUGGGAAAGGAAGAGGAGGAAGUGGAAGCGAGGGAGGUUGUCAGCAUGGAGGUAGAAAUGGGUAGUACAGCAGCAGAGGGUGAUGAGCACCGGAUCGAGGCAGAGGAAGUGGGUGGUGUUGGCACAGAGAGUGACUCGCUCUCACAAGGGGAGAUGGAGGAGAAAUCGGUGUUGGGAAUAGACGGAGGCGAGGAGGACAGUCCUGGAAUGUCGGAGUCCAUUGAACCCGGUGCGGAUGCUGCUGUUUCGGAAACGCCUGAAGCUGACGUCAGCCUGUUGGAAUCUCCUGAACCUGAGGAAGCUGCGAGAGAAGCUUCUUCACCACAGGCGUGCUUUUUGGUGGCAGAGGGCAUUGAUGAGGAGACGAGGGAAGAGGGAGGAGGCGGUGAUGGAGAGAGUGAGGCUGAAGACAUGGAGAUUGAGGAGGAAGAGGCGGCGGAGGAGGAAGAUGGGGCGGAGGAGGAAGUGGGGGCGGAGGUGGCGGCUGCAGGUACUGUGGCUGAGUGUGCCGAAGGCCUUGACGGGACGCCAGCUCCACAAGGCUCAGAGGCAGAUAGACAUGCGGGGGCAGUAGAGGCGUCAGACGCGUCAGAAGGACCAGAGGCAGCAGAACGGCUGGAGGUAGCCGAGGCUGUAGAGAGCAGCUUGGGCUUGGUGGCCCAUUCAGUUGGCACAACCGUCGCGGAUGAUGCACUGCUGUGUGAAGGUGACUCUGCGGUUGAGGAGGAGGGGGAGGAGGAUGAGGAGGAGGAGGAAGAGGAGGAGGACAAGGAGGAAGGGGGAAAGGAGAGGCGAGAGGAGGAGCAAACGGAGAAUGAAGAGGAAGUAAGAAAGGAUGCAGGGGUGGAGGAGGGGAGGGAAAAGAUGGAGGAGAAGGAAGAGACGGAGGAGCAGGAAGAAAGCGAGGAGAAGGGAACGGAAGUGAGUGAUGAUAUGAUGAAGGACGGUACAAAAAGAGCAGCAGGGCAGCACAGGGACGUCACUGGGGGAGAAGAAGCGUUGACUUCUAGGGCGCAGGAUGCGAAACCGGACGAGGUGGGAUCAACCCCGAGCUUCAAGAGAGAAGAAACGAGCAUUGAUGGUUCUGGCUUCGAUAAAGAGGAGCAAACCUUCCAUGGCUUUCCUAUAGCCAGGGAGGAGGCGACCGUGCACGGGCUCCGGGUGCUACGCAGCAGCAGCAGGGUAGCGGCUAGUGCAAGAAAAGCCCCUGCUGCUAGUGCCAGCAAAGCAACGCGCAGCCGGACAAGGGGCGGAGGCAGAGGUAAGAACGUGGGCAGUACGGAGGCUGCUAGUGCUGCUGGGACUGGCAGGAGAAGGGGCCGAGGACAGACUGCGACUGAUAUGGUGCGAGAGGCUGGGGCUCUUACCUUCGCUGCAGCAGGAGGUCUGAUAGAUGAGGCGGGUGGGACCAACGCUGAUGCUGCUGUGGAGGAUGUUGAUCCGGCUCAAAAGUCGCCUGAUGCUGCUGCGGAGACUUCCGAGGCAAUUCUUAAGUCGCCGGAUGCAGCUGUGGUUGAAGGACCGUGUGAUGAUCCUGCGGAGAUGGUGGGGAUGGGAGAGACGGUGAAGGAAGCAGAGCAGGAGGCGGAGAAGGACGAGGAGGAGGAGGCGAGUCAGAGUAGUGGGAAGAAGCUGAAGGUGGGAAACAAGGAGCUGCGUGAAAAGGGGGACGGAGAGAGGUCCAAGCGUAAAGAGAAGGGGGAAGAAAUGAGGUAUGAGGUUGAGGAGAAGGGGACUGGUGUGGCUGUGUCAGUAAGCUGUAAGGAGAACGACGAGCCAGCGUUACGGACCAAGGAUGAAGCUCAAAUGGAUAGCAAAGCUGCUGCUGACAGUGAGGAUGUGAAUGGUGAAGAGAAGGCAGGAGAGGCGAAGGAAGGUGCCGCAGGCAGGAGAAGAUGUGUGCUGGCUCGACUUAGGGCGCAGGGCGCUGCUGCUGCUUUCGGGGGCACUGCCUUUGGCAGGGGCAUGGUUGAAGGAGCGAAGAGCAGGGCGGAGGGGGAUGAGAUUCUGCAGCAGCUGCGAAAUAACGGUAGGAUGAAGAGAGUGAAGUGUGCAGGAGGUGCGGCAGGAGGAGGUGGAGGGUUCUUGGCGGAGUUGAGAAGCGCUCUGGCGCGGCAUGGUGGGAGUGAGGAGCGGGAGGAGGGGGAAGAGGCGGUGGCAGAAAGGGAGGGAGAAGGAAUGGGAAUGGAGAGCAAAGUAGAGGAAGAGAGGGAACCUGGGCAUGACGUGGUGCAGAGCGAACGGGAAAAAGAGGUGGGAGAGGCGGAUUUGAGUGAUAGGAGCUUCAGUUUGGGUAAAGGUGGUGAGGUUGAGAAGGACGAGGUUCAAGCAAGCAGGGAGAAAGCUUUUGACGAGGACAAAGAGGUGAUGCUAGAGUCGGUGUCUGAUGCUAAUGUGGACGAGGGAGGAAUGGAGGAUGAGGAUGAGGGAGGCAAGGAGGAAGAGGAGAGGAAGGACGCAUGUGGCGACGACGUGGGGAAUGCGGAUGGGAGGGAAGAGGAGCUCGAGGAGGGGGCUGAGGAGGAAAUGGAGGAGGAAGAGAAAGAGGGAGAGGACGAGGAGGAAGGGGAGAUAGAGUGGAUGGAUGGCCAGUGCGUGGUAGGUGAAGCAGAUAAAUGCGCAGAGGAUGAAGCAGAUGCUGAUGAGCCAUUGGACGAUGUGGCAGCUGCGGAUGAUGGUGUGGAUGACGCAGCUGAUGAGGUAGAUGACGUAUCUGAGGAGCUGGAUAUUGCAGCUGAUGAUGUGGAAGCUGCAGGUGAUGAGGUGGAUUCUGCAGCUGAUGACAUGGAUGUCAUGUCUGAUGACGAGGAUGCAGCCAGUGAGGGACAUAUGUCCGAGGGCCAUGAUGGAAAUGAUGGUGAUGGUGAGUGUGGUGGAGAUGACAGGGAUGAGGAGGAGGAAGAGGAGGAGAAGGAGGAGGAGGAGCACGUCUGUGCAGAGAGUGACGAGGUCUUGCUUCCUGCAGGUGAUGAGUUGCAGGAGCAAGGGCGAGUCUACAAUGUAGUGAGCGCCAAGGAGGAAGGAGAGACGGAAGAGGAGGAAGAGGAGGAAGCGGAGAAACAGCAGGAAGAGGAGGAAGAAGGGGAGGAAGCGGAGGAACAGCAGGAGGCGGAGGAGGAAGUGGGGGAACAAGACAACGAGCAAGGUAGUGAGGCGGUAGAUGAAGAAUGCAUCGGGCAGGAGCAAGGGGAAUUUGCAGAGGAGACGAGUGGUGAAGGGGCAGCAGACAUGGAGAAUCAGUGUGAGUUGAAAUCCUCUGUGGGUGGUACGGCUUGCAGUGAUGCUUCUGCUGAUGCGAGCAGGAUAAUCAAGGUCCCGCAUACUGCUUCUGAGGCGAAGGAUAAUCAAGGUCUCGCAGCAGUUCCAGGGGGCUCCAUUCCUAGCGAGAUCAGAUCCACGAUGCUGAGAGCCCCAGUCAGCAGAUCACUAGCUUCCACCCCCGGAAUUGAGAACCCAGCCUUAGAACCAGCGAUUCGUUGUGCCUCACUGGUUGGGAGCUCUGCUGCAUGGACAGCACAAGCAGGGUCAGCAGCAGCAGUCCCUUCUGCCGCAGCAUCCAGGAUUGUGGGGCAAGGAGGGAGGUUCGUAGGCGCCUCUCGGAUUCUGGGAGGGGGGCUGCUUACUGGUGGAGUGACAGCAGCUGUUGGUGCUGGCAAUGCGUCUGGUAGCGGUUUGGGGGUCAGUGGUGGAAGGAGUGUGGUGGCUGGUGCAGGGAGCAGUGCAGCAGGAAGUGCGGGAGCAGCGGGAGCAGGGGGAGCAGCGGGAGGAGCAGCAGGUGCAACGGUGGGAGCAGCGGGAGCAGUGGUAGGGUCACGUUUUGCAACAUCAACCACCUCGUUUGUGUCACUAAUCAUGAAAGCUCAACCAGCCCCACCCCCUCCUGCGUCGGGGAAGCAGAACGUCCAAGUGAAAGCGCUAGCAGCGGCCGAGGCAGCAAGGCUGGAAGCAGAGCAGAAGGCGGAGGAGAGGAAGCAGAGGCGGAUCGCAUUGGAAAAACGGCGGGAGGAGCGAGGGAAGGCAAAAGCGGAAGGAAAAGAGAGCGUUUCAGAUGCAGCAACGGGUGUGGCUGGGAGAAAGGGGCGGGAAAGAGGGGUAGCUGUUGCAGACCAACCCCCUGCAACGCCUAAAGGCUCUGGUGGGGUGCGUGUGGGGGUUACUGAUGCUGCAGAAGCACGGGGAACAGGUGUUAAGACGAGAUCCGGAAGGAAAGUGGAGGUGGGGAUGAGUGAGCGGGAGGGCGUGCAAGGGAAGAUGCAGAAAGCGAUGCAGUCUAGGAAGGAGAAGGAGGAAGAGAAGGCGAGGAGGUUGGAGGAGGCGCGGGAGAAGGAGGAGGAGGAGAGGAGGAGGAAGGAGGAGGAGCGGGUGGCGAGGAAGAGAGAGAGGGAGGAGAUGGAGAGGGCGAAGGUGGAGGAGAAGAGGAGGCGGGUGGAGGAGGUGGCAAAGGCGAAAAAGGAGAUGGAGGAGAAGGCGAGGCAAGAGCACAUGGAGAAAGAGAGAAGCAGGAAAGCCAAGGAAGAGGAAGAGAAGGCCAAGAAGGCCGCAGAGGAGGAGGCGAAGCGGCAGAAGCGGGCAGAACGGGAGAAGGAGGCGGAGAGGCGGAGGAAGGAGGAGGAGCAACAGAAGGCUGCGAAGCUGGCUGAGAAAGAAGCAGAGAGAAAGAGGCGGGAGGAGGCAGCAGAGGCAGAGAAAAGGCGGAAGGAGGAACUGGCUGUGCAGCACAGGAGGGAGCACGAGGAGAUGGAGAUGCGGAGGUUGCAAGAGGCCAGAAAAGGGGUGACUCAAGACCCAGCAGCACCGCCACCAGCAGCAGCAGCAGCAGCAGCAGGGCAGGCUAGAAACUCCCACGCACCUUCCUAUCGUCCCUCUACCUCCAACCCCUCAUCUGCCGCUCCCUCCUUCACCUCCUUUCUUGUUCCAGGCAGCCGGCCUCCUAAGCUCUCUGGUGUUCUUAUAGGGGGUGGGCUUGCAUCGAGAGGCUCUGCUGCACAGCUGCAGGGCAAUGGCAGCACGGAUGAUAAGCAGAACAGUGCCAGGCCUAGUGGGGUGAACAGUGGCAAUACGGCCAGCAAUUCUCGUCUCACUUCUGGAACUGCAGGGCUGCUCAGCACAGGGGUCGGGACCAUGGGCUGCAGUGGCAUUAACAUGGUUAGUUCCAGUUGGGAGGAUGGAAAGGGCGGCGUGCGUUGGAGCGACGUGAGAUCGGGCGGCACAGGGGCCAUGUCGGUCGGCGCUGGAUCAGGAGCGGGCGGCGGGUUUGCCAUGGGGCCUCCUCCCCCCAAGUUCACAAUGUGUGGAGGUAUUGGAGGAGCAGGAGCAGCAGGAACAGCAGGAGGGGAGAGGAUGAUAUUUCGGUCUCGACUCACUGAGACUCUCACAGGAAGGGUGGGGGAGGAUGGUAAAGGGUGCGAUGGGGGAGGGGCAAAAAGCCUCGCUGGUUGCAGUGGUGGUGCAGCCAAGAGUCUUACUGGAGGCACGUUCAUUGCCAUGCCCAAGCCAAGCAGCGCCUCUUUCCUCUCAGGCACUUCCGCUGCUGGUGCUCUUACGUCUUCUGCUUUGGGUACCUCUGCUGCUGGUGCUCUUACUUCUUCUGCUUUGGGUACCUCUGCUGCUGGUAGCUUCACUGCUGCUGCUGCUGCUCCCAAGGUAGUGGUCGCUCAAGGUGGUUGGAUUCGAGCUGGGGGUGGUAGCAGCAGCAAUGGUACCAGCAUCGGUAAAUCUUCUGCUUCAACCCCUCUUCUGGCAUCUGUGCCUGCCAAUCCUGCCCCUUUCUCUGUAUUGGCCCCUUCGUCUGCUGGUGUGGUGUCAACAUCUUGUGCUUCUGGUGCUACUGCCUCUGUUGCUGCUGUUGCUGCGUCCUCUGCUGCUGGCUCUACCACCCCUUCAGCUGCUGCCGGUUCCUCCUUGCCUAGUCCGUCGGCAACCCCUCAGGCGUCUAAGAGUGUUGCUAGUCUUAGGGAGUGGGCCACAGAGAAGACUGGUGGUGCAGCGAAGGCAGGAGCACAAGGGAACGGAAGGAAUCUGGCAACUGGUAGCACAUCUGCUGGGCUUGGGAGUAAGACAAAAGCACGAGGAGCUGGUUCGGUGUCAGGUGCAGAAGUAACUGCUACUGGAGGUGCUUCAUCUGCGUCAUCAGGAGCAGCAGCAGCUGCUGAAAAAGGAGGAGGGAAUGGACUGAAAUCACGGAUUCCUGGGUCCAGCAGAGUCAACCAAGCAAAGGCACAGUUUGAAUCGAAGCAAAGCCAACAGCAGCAGCAGGAACGGGAAUGUCAGGAGACGAGUUUCAGCAAACAGAGAGUCCUAAGAAGCGCUUCCAAAGCUCGUCCUGCUGCUGCUGCUGCUAGUGCUAGCAAUGGGAGUACACUUAAUCCCAGUAACAAGGUGGCUGCUGCUGGUGGCAGACUGGCUGCUUCAACUCAACCGGGCAUAACACGCGGCUCGGUUAAGCAAGCAGCCAAGGAAAUCGCCUCCAAGCUCAUGUCACCCCCUCCUUCCUCCUCCACCCGUUUCCGCACUGCUGGGAUGUCUCACACAGCCGAAGCAAGCACCCCAGCUUCCUGUACCAUCACUGUAGCACCUCCCGUUACAGUCACCCCUCCAGACAGCCACAGCUCCCCUCCCAGUGCGUCUGCCCCUGUGCUACCGGCCGCAGGCGGCCAAUCAGGGAUGCGGUUACCAAGUAACCUCGACCAUGUGAUUUUGUCUCCUUCGGUCACCCCCAGGAGAUCCAAGAGGAAGCUUGCUCCUGGGGCAGGGACCACUGCAGCAGCAGCGGCAGCAGAGGGGAUACGUUCGUAUGAGAUGACUCCAGAUAGGAUGGAUUCGGAUGAAGAGGAUGAGGACGAGGAGAGGGAGCGACGGGCAAAGAAACCCAUUCCUGCAUGGGCAAGGUCGUGCAAUGUGAAUGCGCAGGUGCAGAAGCAGCACGGGGUGGACCCAGAUACUGUCUUCCCCAGCUGCACCCGCACUGUCAGCUUGAGAGAAGGUCGGUAA
Closterium sp. NIES-65 is the source of this 9174-nucleotide messenger RNA. NCBI's taxonomy places the organism in Eukaryota, Viridiplantae, Streptophyta, Zygnematophyceae, Desmidiales, Closteriaceae. The record is from the annotation of a GenBank genome assembly.